Molecule: messenger RNA, 1401 nt
Organism: Dictyostelium purpureum
Lineage: Eukaryota; Evosea; Eumycetozoa; Dictyosteliales; Dictyosteliaceae
Exons: 2
Biological process (GO): amino acid transport; transmembrane transport
Cellular component (GO): plasma membrane
Molecular function (GO): amino acid transmembrane transporter activity
Source: RefSeq, a predicted model, not a curated record
UUAAAAAAAAAUACAUUAGGAUUGGCACAAUGUAUAUCAUUUAGUGUUUCUGGCGUUGGUCCAACAACAGGUAUACUUUAUGUAUUUCCUCAAAUUGCGGAGGCUGCUGGAACAAGUACACCAUUUACACUUAUUAUAGCUACCUUUUGUUGUAUAUCAAUGGCAUCAACUAUCAGUACAUUCGGAAAAUAUAUAUCAACAUCAGCAUCUUUUUACUCUUAUGUAUAUGAAGGCUUAGGUAAAGAAAUGGGUUUUAUUACUGGUUGGUUAAUGUUGUGCGGUUAUUUAACCUUAUCAGUUCAAACGAUUAUUCAAUUUGCAUCUACCACAGCCGAUGUUAUAAGUAGAAAUUCUAAUUUUCAUUUUCCUUGGAUUAUAGCGGCAGCAUUUGUUUUGGUAUUUAUUUGUACAUUUGCAUAUCUUGGAAUCAACCCUGCACUUAAAUUUAGCUUAUUGUUGGUAGUGGGCGAAACGAUUAUCAUUAUGGUUUUCACAAUGAUUGUUGUCAUCAAAGGGGGUGACCAAGGUAAUUAUCCACUAGCCUUGACACCUGUUGGUCCUUAUAGCGGUGGUAUUUCAGGUAUAUCUAGGGGUCUGGUUUAUUCUGUAUUGGUAUUUAUUGGUUUUGAAGUAGCUGCAACACUUGGAAGAGAAUCUAGAAACCCAAAAAGUUAUAUCCCAAAAGCAGUUGUCGGUAGUGUUUUAUUAACCUCACUAUAUAUUACUUGGUCUGUUUAUGCUAUGGUCGUUGCCAUUGGUCCUUCAAAUAUUUUAAACAUUGGUUCUAUAAGCUCACCCGCUGAGACUGUAGCCAGAAAAUUUGUAUCUCAUUGGUUUGCAAUUCUUGUUGAUAUAGCCGGUAUAAGCUCAACAUUUAAUGUAUGCACAAGUGCAUUUAAUAAUCUAUUUAGAAUUAUCUACUCAAUUGGUAGAAGUGAGGCAUCACCUUUAAUUUCAAAAUUAUCAUAUACAAGUAAACGUUUCUCAACUCCAGUCGCAGCAAUUAUAACAUUUUUAACUUUUAUUGUUAUAUGUUUAUCUUUAACUAUUGCCUUUUUCGGUAUAUAUACAACUGGCUCUUGGAAAAUUUACGGCUAUCUUAGUUAUGUUGGUACUAUACCAUUGAUUUUAGUUUUUAUCAUUACAAACAUUGCAGUCAUUCCAUAUGUAAAGAAGAAACAACCUCAAGAUUUCAAUAUGUUUUAUCAUUUAAUUUUACCAAUAUUUUCAGCUUUAUUAUUCACAGCAGUAUUAUUUGGCAAUUUUUAUCCAGAUACACCAAAACCACCCUAUAGUUACAUUUUGAUUGCUUUAGCUGGUGUUAUUGGCAUUGGUAUUUUAUUAAUGUUUUAUUUACGUACUAAAAAAGGAUUGUUAGAUAAAAUGGCAUUUAGAAUUGGU